UAUGUUUUCCAUGGCUCUUCUAGUUCUCUACUUGCCAUAUAUUUUCUCCUCUCUUCUCUUAAUCCUUAUAGUACAAAAGAUACGAAAGAAAAAAAGUUACUCGACUUAUAACAUACCGCCAGGGCCUAGAAAGUUACCUAUUAUAGGAAAUAUACACAAUCUGUUAAGCUCUCAACCCAAUCGAAGAUUAAGAGACUUGGCCAAAAAAUAUGGACCAGUGAUGCAUCUUCAACUUGGAGAGGUUUCUACUAUUGUCAUUACAUCUCCGGAGUGUGCUAAGGAGGUGAUGAAAACCAAUGAUAUUAACUUUGGUUCAAGGCCUCACCUCUUAUCUUCAGAAAUAAUGACUUAUAAUGGCACAAAUAUAGCCUGGUCUCCUUAUGGCAACUACUGGAAACAGCUACGAAAAAUCUGCACAUUAGAGCUUUUAAGCCUUAAAAGAGUCAACUCACACCAACCGAUUAGAGAAGAGGUGCUCUCCAAUCUUGUCAGAUGGAUUGUUUCACAGAAUGGAUCGCCAAUCAACCUCACUCAAGCUGUAACUUCUUCAGUAUACACUAUUGUUUCGAGGUCCGCCUUUGGAAAUAAAUGCAAAGACCAAGAAAAAUUUAUAUCAGUUAUAAAACAAUCGAUAAAAGUUUCAGCAGGUUUUAAUUUGGGAGAUUUGUUUCCUUCUACUAAAUGGAUUGAACAUGUUACUGGAUUGAGGCCUAAGCUUGAGAGUUUUCAACGACAAACUGAUCAGAUAUUUGAAAACAUCAUCAAGGACCAUAAAGAGGCAAAGCACACAAAACCGAAAGAAGAUGAAGGUGAAGUAGAAGAAGAUCUCGUAGACGUUCUCUUAAAAUAUGAGGAUGGUAGCAACCUGGAUUUUUCCUUAACAAAAGACAAUAUCAAGGCCAUAAUAAUGGACAUGUUUGGUGCUGGAGGUGAGACAUCAGCAAGCACCAUAGAUUGGGCAAUGGUAGAAAUGGUAAGGGAUCCAAGAAUAAUGAAGAAAGCACAAGAUGAAGUGAGAGAAGUUUUCAAAAUGAAAGGAAGGGUUGAUGAAAAUUGCAUCAAUGAACUCAAUUAUUUGAAAUCAGUUGUCAAAGAAACCUUAAGGCUACACCCUCCAGCACCUCUUUUGUUACCGAGAGAAUGUAGUCAAGCAUGUGAUAUAAAUGGUUACCACAUUCCGAUUAAGACUAAGGUGAUAAUCAAUGCUUGGGCAAUUGCAAGAGAUCCAAACUACUGGACUGAACCAGAGAUGUUUUAUCCAGAGAGAUUCAUCGAUAGCGAUAUUGACUUUAAAGGGAGUAAUUUUGAGUACAUUCCAUUUGGUGCCGGAAGAAGAAUAUGCCCAGGGAGCACAUUUGGUUUGAGAAAUAUUGAGACGACCCUUGCGAUGUUGUUGUAUCAUUUUGACUGGAAGCUUCCAAGUGGGAUCAAAAGUGAAGAAUUGGACAUGACUGAGGAAUUCGGAGUCACAAUGAAAAGAAAAAACGAUCUUUUAGUGUUACCUUUAUCUUAUCAUCCUUUCCCCGUCAUACGAGCUUAGCUAGAAGAUACCUGCUCACAGCAGAAAGAAAAAUUGUGUAAAACGAACUUCAAUGUUUAAGCCAUGACGCAUCUUUGGACAUAAUCCGUCGAAGUAUGAACCUGAAACUAUAUGAUCAACAACUCUCUUGUAAGAUAAUUUAAUGACAAAAAGACAAAUCUCAACUUGCUCAAAAAGUUUGAACUAAUGAUUUGUUGCCAUCAGUCCAUAAGUUGGUCCUCUAACUAUAAAUAUCGGAUUCAAACACCGAAAUCCUGUGUGUUGACUUUAAGAUCAACAUAGUAUGUCUGGUAAAUUUCUAUAUAGCAUUGUCGUAAUUGAGUCAAGAUGUGAUCCAAGCAUUCUGACCGUUAAACUAUAAUUU
Molecule: messenger RNA, 1904 nt
Organism: Medicago truncatula (barrel medic)
Lineage: Eukaryota; Viridiplantae; Streptophyta; Magnoliopsida; Fabales; Fabaceae
Product: cytochrome P450 71D11
Exons: 2
Coding region: 2-1540 (512 amino acids)
Molecular function (GO): heme binding; oxidoreductase activity, acting on paired donors, with incorporation or reduction of molecular oxygen; iron ion binding
Source: RefSeq, a predicted model, not a curated record